AUGGCUACGAAUGGCGAUGCAGGCCGAGGCUCAGGAAGCUUGGUCGAUGCGUCGGGGUACAAGUUCUCUGAGAAAGAUACCAAGCCCGGCAAGAUCAAGGUGAAGAAGACAUCAAAGGCCUCGGCCAAGAAGAAAGCAGACGAUGCGAAAGACGGUCCCAUCGACAACUCCCCAACAGACUCGCCUCUCCCCACGCUGGAUGAGAAGUUGCUGGCCUCGUUCCCAACCGGCAAGCCACGUGAGGAGGACCUUCUGGAGACAGUGAUCUGCAAGCACUGCAAGCGACCCAUCCUAAAACAAGUUGCCCCCGCGCACCUGCGCGACUGUUUGAAAGCGAAACAAGAGAAAGCGCGGAAGAAGAAAGAAGCCCGUGAGGCACGCGACCGCGAGAAGGCCGUUGGCAAGGAUGGGGAGGACGACAAGGCGGACGCAGCCGAUGACGCCAUGAAAGGGCAGAAGAGCGCGAAGAAGAGCGCUGUUAAGGGCACGACCGAGGACGGCACGAAGAAAGGCAAGAAGCGCAAGGCCGACGCCGACGACGACAAGGACAGCAAGGAACCCAAGAAAAAGAAGAAGAAGGAUGAGCCCAAGGCCAAGGCUGCUAAACCCAAAGGUCCCGUCGAUGUCGAGAAACAGUGCGGUGUUACCCUCCCCAACGGAGCGCAGUGCGCCCGCUCUCUUACUUGCAAGAGCCAUUCGAUGGGCGCCAAGCGUGCGGUCCCCGGAAGAUCGCUGCCGUAUGACAUGCUGCUUCAGCAGUAUCAGAAGAAGAACCAGGCCCGACAGCAGAAGGCUGCCAUCGAUGCGAAUGCUCCGCUCCAAGAAGAUCUCGAGAACAACGGCCCGGUCGACUCUGACGAGGAGAGAGACUCGGUCAUGGCCGCGAUUGCUCGUUCAGCACCCCAACCCUUGGUCACCCACCACCUGAUCACCACGAAGAAAAAGUACAAGUAUGUACGAGUCAAAGAGCAAAUGCUGCACGCGAUGGGCGGUCGUGGCGGCGGUCUCUUUUCAACAGACGACAGCCAGCCCCUGCUGGGUGGGAAUAUCUUUCAACCCGUCGAUGCCACCAUGGCCUCCUCGUCGCCGAUGAUGCCCACCGGUGACGAAACCGGCACUCUUGCUGUUACUGCCGGUGAUAUGAACAAGAAGGGCCCCGUCCAAGCUGCUCGCAAGACUCCGGUAGCGGCAGUAUCAUGA
This is a messenger RNA of Penicillium riverlandense, 1200 nucleotides long. RefSeq names its product deubiquitination module subunit SGF73. Gene Ontology annotation, biological process: regulation of transcription by RNA polymerase II; regulatory ncRNA-mediated heterochromatin formation; RITS complex assembly. Bases 1 to 1200 code for a protein of 399 amino acids. The record is from RefSeq and is a predicted model, not a curated record. Gene Ontology annotation, cellular component: SAGA complex. Lineage: Eukaryota; Fungi; Ascomycota; Eurotiomycetes; Eurotiales; Aspergillaceae. The transcript is spliced from 4 exons.